Molecule: messenger RNA, 1283 nt
Organism: Brassica oleracea var. oleracea
Lineage: Eukaryota; Viridiplantae; Streptophyta; Magnoliopsida; Brassicales; Brassicaceae
Exons: 5
Coding region: 5-1249 (414 amino acids)
Source: RefSeq, a predicted model, not a curated record
CUCCAUGGACAUCACAAGAAACAGCAACACCAAACUCCAUCUUCAAACUCAGUCUUUGUUUCCUCCUAAUAUGGAGAAAACUGUAGAUCUGGAGCCAAGAAUGAACACAAACCCAUUUGAAGAAGAUUCGCUUAUAAGCAGAAUCAACCCAAAUAAAAAUGCAGACCUAAGCAGUAGCAGCAGCAGUAGUGAUAUGGUAAAUGAAAGAAGAGAGAGUUUCUCAUCACAAAAGAGCAUUGGAGAAGGAAGAAGCAGUGGGCAGAGAAGAGUGAUGCUAAUGGAGUCUCCUUGCACUCCAGGUAGAGGAGUCUUCAGUUUCAGUAGCAAUGUCUCUGGGAGAAGAAGAAACUUUCCUUCUAAAUGGGUCGAUGCAGAGAAAUGGGUCACCUCCGGUCAUGAAUCUCCGGCACAUUCCCUCAAAGUUGUUUACUCGGAGAAGUCUAGGGUUACAGAGGAGAAAGUCUCAUUAUCUCCACCAGAUAAGUUAGCAAACGAAGUGCUCCCAUCAACGGAAGGGUUUAUAUUCAGAGAUUCCGACAAGUUUCUCCAAUUUCAGGAAGAAGAAGAAGCUCAAGUUCAACACAGAGACAUGGGAACAGAGAUGACACCAACCGGAAGCGUAACGGCUUCAAGAUGUCACACGCCAUUUAAAAGCAUGUCUCCGGCUAGACACAACACGCCUUCGAAAAUGUCUGGUCCGUUAACAGAAACUAAAAACGUUAUAGACAUCUCCGAGUUCGCCGACAAGCUACGACUCAGUGGGUCAGCAGCGACUCAGUACUAUAGCUCGGUCACUCAUUGGAACUCGAGGGAAGAGGAAGAAGAAGAGAUAUCGAAGAGCUUAAGACAAAUAGACAUGGAAAGUGAGUUACGGAGAAGUGUUUCAGAAUCUAAAGCUGUUUUAUGGGAUGGUCAAGACGACAAGAUCAAGUUUUGCCAAAGAUAUCAAAGAGAAGAAGCCAAGAUCCAGGCAUGGGUGAAUCUCCAAAAUGCUAAAGCAGAAGCUCAGUCCAAGAAACUCGAGAUGAAAAUACAGAAGAUGAGAUCAAAUUUUGAAGAGAAACUGAUGAAGAGAAUGGACACGGUGCACCGGAGAGCAGAGGACUGGAGAGCUACGGCGAGGCAGCAACAUGCUGAGCAGUUGCACAGAGCAGCUGAAACGGCGAGGAAGUUAACAAACCGUCGUGGCUACUUGGUUUCUGGGCGAAGCUCAUGUGGUUGUAUUCCUUACACUAAUACUUGUCACUAAUUUUAAAGAAGAGAAAGUAUAUUACAAAUGGACA